Naegleria gruberi is the source of this 2259-nucleotide messenger RNA. RefSeq lists its product as uncharacterized. Bases 1 to 2184 code for a protein of 727 amino acids. Lineage: Eukaryota; Heterolobosea; Eutetramitea; Acrasida; Naegleriidae. The transcript has a single exon. The record is from RefSeq and is a predicted model, not a curated record.
AUGAAUAAUCAACAACAACAACCAACUUCCCAAUAUCCAUCAUUGAAUGGGGCUUCCGAAGAUCUUCAAUAUGUUCCCUAUUAUACGGUUCAUCAACAACAACCAAAUUCCACAACUCCAUCAACAGCUAAUCAAACUACUACAAAUAACCUCCCAACCAUGUAUCCAUGGAGUGGUAUGAAUCCAAUUCCAUUCAAUUACGUUCCUCCUUCAUCAUCAAUUCCAUCUUCAAUUGUACAUAAUGAUGUUGAAUUACAAGAAGUUCCAAUGAACCAAAAUUUAAUUCCAUCAUCCACUACUACUACCAAUAAUCAAGAUACUACCAUUCCAUUGCCACAAAGAGAACAAGCUCCUCGUAGAUCAUGGCUCUGGAAGUGGAGAAAUUGUAAACAUGCCCAACAAAAAAGAUUUUUGAAAUCGUUAAAGGGUAAGACUUGGACAAGAAUUCCAAGAGCUGUUGGGGUAUUCUCACUCUUAUUUAUUUUCCUCUCCAUUGCAUUCUUCUUAACUAUUGGUAAGAGUGCUGACAAUCAUUUAAAUUAUAGAAAGAGCGUUUGCCAGGUCAAUACUGACCAAGAUAACUCUGUUGUACACUUUGACUAUGAUCGUGGAGUGUACUAUCUCGAAUUGAAUGUUUCAGUUGCACACAGAAACUUGGGUCCUGGUGGUCCAGGUCAUGAUGAAUUCCAUCCUGGUCAUCAUUCAAUUGCUAAUCAUGCCAGACACACUAGAGAAAUUAGACAUGUAAUGAGAUCAAGACCAGACUCUUACACUAAACCACCAAAGAUUGCCAAGAAAUCCUUCAUCAUGUCAAGAGUUUGUUCAUAUCCAUUACAACAACAAACUUUAGAUUGCAGAGAUCGUGUUAUUAAACUUGGUGAAAUUUCUUGCUAUAUUGAUGAAGACAGAAUGAGAAUGAUGGAAGUUAUGGACAUGUUCUUUGAUAUGGAAAAGCCAGGAAAGGGUCAUGGAGGAUACUCCAAACAUCAACCACCACAAUCUGGUCGUGGUGAAAAGAGAAUCCUAGAAAGCUCAAAGCCACAAGCACCACCAUCUAAUGAUAAUCAGCAAGCACCACCACAAUCUGGUCAACCAAACGAUCAAGCUAAACCUGACUCUGGUAAACAAGGACAACAACCAUCCUCAUCAAUUGCUCCUGCUGACAAUAGACAACCACAAAAGGAUCGUCGUGGAGAUGAGAACCAUGAAGAUGUUAUUGCCACUCGUGAAACUGUUGCUCGUAGAUUCCGUCGUAGUCUUCGUUGUGCUAUUCCAGGUUUCUUGAUUCUUUCAGUAGUUAUUACUGUAAUCUUUGUAAUUAUUGGUUUUAAGGUUUUGGAUGGUAAGAGUAGACGUUCUUGUGAUAGAUUCAUUAGACAAUACUUUGCCAAUCCAUUUGAAGGUACUGGAGAAGUUUACAAACUCGAUGAAGUUUCCUCUUCAGCUGUUAUUAUUCAAGAUCCAAAAGAACCAAAGUCUAGAACUCUUCUCUCUUCUUCCACUUUACAGAUGGAAAAUACUCCACGUCAAGAAAGAGUAUUGCAAAAGAGAUUGUCCAAGUUCUGGAAACUUAUGAGAUCAACUGCUACCAAGGCAACUGAAACUCUCUUAUUGUAUGAAAAGCCAGCCAAGAAGAAUAUUUCAUGUCACGGUAAGAAACAUGGUGCUUGUAAUGGUAAGAGAAAGUUUGGACGUAUCUUGUGUGUCAUUGCCAAGGUUGCCCUUAUUUUAUUCGUUAUUGGUUUGAUUGCCUAUGGUACUCUCCAUGCUGGUAUCUCUAUUUUCAAACUCAAGAUUUUCAGUGGAUUCUUGCAUUUGUACUUUACUUUGGGUGUUAUUGCCCUCAUUACUUGGUUUGCUCUCUUCAAGAGAAGAAGUGUUCACUAUUUGAUCACCUCUGAACGUAUUGUUAGAGUUAUUGAAUUGCCACUUCGUUUGAGAAUGAACUUGGUCAGUGUCAAUUAUGAAAAGAUUAAGAGUGUUUGGGCUGAAGACAAUAGAAUUUACUUGAAGACUGUCAAUUCUAAGGGUAUGGAAAGAUCUGGUUUAAUUUUCGAACACGUUAUUGAUCCAGCCUUUGUCGUUAAUAUGAUUCAACAACGUAUUGGUGCUGCCACUAAUCAAACAACAAACGAACAAUCUCAACAAACAGAAGCUACCACCACAACAACUGAAACUCACUAAUUGUUAUCGAACUCCAAAUAACUUGUUAUCGUUUUUGUGAGGAUCAUGAAAUAAUAAAACAAAACUAUUUUUGAC